Molecule: messenger RNA, 483 nt
Organism: Capronia epimyces CBS 606.96
Lineage: Eukaryota; Fungi; Ascomycota; Eurotiomycetes; Chaetothyriales; Herpotrichiellaceae
Exons: 1
Biological process (GO): negative regulation of transcription by RNA polymerase II
Cellular component (GO): nucleus
Molecular function (GO): RNA polymerase II transcription regulatory region sequence-specific DNA binding; DNA-binding transcription factor activity, RNA polymerase II-specific
Source: RefSeq, a predicted model, not a curated record
ACGAGGACUGCGGCCGGAAGGGCCUUUGGCGGACAACUCACACGACUACAUGGAGAGGCGCCGGCUUUUGUGCCGGCAUCAGUAUCUGCAGGAGCCUUGUCGACUACGAGUUCGCAGGCAACAAACACGAAACCUCAUUCUCCUCACACCUCGAAGAAAGGCCUGAGCCGCCCAACACCACAAACCCAAGGCAGAAAAGCGCCAGUAGCUCGCUCGACGGCCCCGGAUAUAGCCACGCGAAUACACGAAGACAUCCUACACAACCUCUACGAGUGUGCCAUCUGCACCAAUGAGAUCGGUCGCCAUUCCAAAGUCUGGUCAUGUCGGACUUGCUGGACAGUCUUCCACAUUGGCUGCAUCAAGAGGUGGUCGAAGAACGAAGGCUCAGCCGUACACCGGCCAGUGGCGCAAGAGAAUCAAGAGACACCGGCAGAGAAACAAUGGAGAUGUCCCGGCUGCAAUCUGCCGAAAGACACCUCGCCC